Blumeria graminis f. sp. triticale is the source of this 2319-nucleotide messenger RNA. Lineage: Eukaryota; Fungi; Ascomycota; Leotiomycetes; Helotiales; Erysiphaceae. The record is from the annotation of a GenBank genome assembly.
AUGGCUGCACUUCUUCAAACGUUCCCUAGUCAAUCUACCACUAUAACUAUGCUCCAGGCACAGAGCUCAUCUUCAAGCAUAUUACAAACUUCGUCCCAAAACAAGUCAAACCAGCACGCGAACAAUCAAACACACGCCCAAAGGAAUAGUUUUCAUGGAAUGAAUACUGGAAUUGCGUUUUCCAACUACCGUGGCUCAUCUUCAGUUGCUACAAUUGCUCCCUAUGCCUUCACCAGUACGCCAGAUCUAAAAAUGCCGGGAAAGAGUAUUACAAAUAACUUCCUUCCGCGACACGAUAAAGACUCCGUAACUCAGAUGCCAAAUAAUAUAGGAGAUACUGGAAACAGAACACGAUAUCCUGCUGAAGUAUCUUUAUCUACGAUCUCAAACUCGGGCCCUUUCGUAGCAAAUUCUCCAAAACAAGUGAAUGAAAUCGCCUUAACCAAAAAUAUGGGGGAAUCAAAUCCAUCUGGCUCAUCACCUCAGAGUAUGAAACCUACGCCAGGUCGCUAUCGUCGUGGACAGAAUCAACGCACCGAAUCCGUGAAUUCUCAAAGCUCUUCAGUAAUUCAAUUCAAUACAAAUGAUUCCAACCUACAGCCGACGGUAUCAUUCACAGAAUUCAAUCUACAGAUGCCAAAUCUCCCGGAGUUUAUCACAAACACUGCAAACGAGGAAAAACGUCCAAUGCGUGCCAAAGAUGUCUACGAUGUAAAAGGAAAUCGUCGCCGUAGCACUUCUAAUAUAUUUUUUGGCGAGUCCUCAUCAGUAAUCUCAACUGGAAGGCCGCAUUCUAAUUGUCGGCAAUCUACGUCUGGUAGACCGGCAUCUUCGCACUCCCCAAAUCAUUCAACUAGCUCUAGCAGUGCUACGGGCCGCCCAGAACAGACGCACGAACGCCUCAGAAGUGAAGAGAGCCUACUCUCAAUGCGAAGCAACAGGCUAAGAUCUGGUUCGGCUAAGCGAUACGAGCCCCCAAAUGUGGCAAAGUCUCCAACACUCUUUUCAAGCUCACCCGAAAAAUUAAGAGAUGGAAUGUCCGCCCCAGGACAGCCCAGCAUUCCUCCCCGAGCCUCGUCCACGGACGCUGCGAAGCGAGCUUUAAAUCCAUCUCCCUUGUCAAAACCUACCGCUGCUAGUCAUGAAUCAUCUGCGACAAAAGAUUCAUUUGCAUCUACUGUGAACGCCGCACUCCAAAGACCUUCAAAUCCUACCUAUGCACAAGUCGCAAAUAGUACCUCUGAUAGCCCUGCCGCUGCUCAACUAGAGGCUCUGAAUGAACGAGACGGGAAAAAGGGUAAAGCUUUUCGUCUACGUCGGGCGUUUUCUUUCAGUAGUGCUGCAGAACUAUUGAAAUCUUCUGUCGAAACUCAAACCAAUGGAGGCACUGUUGAUAGCCUCAAAGUUAAAGAUGAGACUCAUAUUGAAGCCAUGGAUGCAGAACAGGUUAAGAUAGCUCAACAACAAGAGGCGGGGGGAAUAGGGUCUGGGAUAUAUUCUGGACAGGGUAGUAUGUUUAGCGGCUCUACUGAUAACAUUUCUAUAUCGUCUACCGCUUCUUCGGCAUCCAUCAUGAUUAGGAAAAUGGGAAAAGGGAUGAAAAGAUCAACCAGAUCACUAGCAGGACUCUUUCGCCCUAAAUCAGUAUGUGGGGUGCCAGUGUCCAACACAGCAUUAAACGCAAGCGAGGCUCAAGUCUCGAUGGUUCAGGUGGAGGCCGAACGCGAAACAGUUAAGAAAAGCAUCACGACUCUACAUCCAGAUUGUACUACUGGUACAGAAUACGCAAAUUCGAGGAAAAGUAUAGUAGGAAGCGAGAGAGAACGUGCUGAGGUCUUAUCUGCAGUAAAGAAGGGUAUUUUAAAGAGAUCCAGUAUAGGCUACAACAAAUCAUCAACAUUAUCGUCACUUCCAUGUCCAUCUGGAGGUGCUCAAUUAUCUGCUAUAAAGCCAAAUAAUGAAUCUCCAAGCUCAACUGCACCUAGCACACCCUCAGAUGAACGAGUAGGCCAUCGCUCUGCUGGCUCAUUACCCUUCGUUACCAGUGAUUACUUUACAACUCCGCUUAGAUUCCAGGGUCUCUCGAAAAGCCACCCUGGCACUCCUCAAAGCUCUGCCGCCAAACGAAAUGCGACAUUCAGUCCACGGAUUCAAUUUCACGAUACAUGGCCAAGCGGUGAAUAUGAUCGACGUGGCGAAAUAGCAACCUGUAACCGCUUGACACCGAUUCUUGCUCAGCAAAUAAAGGAGGAACUGAAUACUUUCAAAAUGGAGAUGGAAGUUCAUGAAACUUCCAAGAUCUAUACGCAUUUCUUUUAA